Molecule: messenger RNA, 1212 nt
Organism: Cloeon dipterum
Lineage: Eukaryota; Metazoa; Arthropoda; Insecta; Ephemeroptera; Baetidae
Product: NAD-dependent protein deacylase Sirt4-like
Exons: 3
Coding region: 210-1172 (320 amino acids)
Cellular component (GO): mitochondrial matrix; nucleus
Molecular function (GO): NAD+ binding
Source: RefSeq, a predicted model, not a curated record
CACUAUUACUCGUGAACGUGAAAUAGGGGUCACUGAACUAAAGAUUGACACACUUUUAUCAGAGUUAAGUUAACCCACUUCACCAAAAUAACAACAACACUCAACAUCAAGUCUUGCACGCAUUUCGCGAGCAUUUUAAUUUUUGCUUUACAUACUUAUAUAUUUUCUAUACCUAUUGACAGCAUCAUUAUACUACGUAGACGACUAAAAUGAGUUGGUUCCGUAAUUUAAGGCAAGUUACAUCGCAAGCGCUGCCUUCAAACACAAAGAAACUUGCCACAAUGAUAAAUUAUGUGCCUAAACACGAGUCUGUGAAGCGUUCUGAAUUGGCCCCAUUGACGGAGUUCAUCCAGUCAGCUAGAAGUCUCUUUGUGAUAACCGGAGCAGGUGUCUCGACCGAGUCAGGCCUUCCAGACUACAGGUCCGAGGGCACCGGGCUAGUGGCCCGAAGACCGAAUUUCAAGCCAACAAAUUACCAGGAUUUCAUGAAGAAGGAGUCGACAAGAAAAAUUUACUGGGCAAGGAGCUUUGCUGGUUGGAGCUACCAAACGCAGAGACAGCCCAACGUGACGCACUACACCCUGGCGAAUUGGGAGGACAAAGGAAAAAUUAGCUGCCUUGUAACUCAGAAUGUGGACAGACUUCACCACAAAUCAGGGAGCAAAAAGAUAAUUGAGCUGCACGGCACUCUGUUUGAGGUCCGGUGCAUGAACUGUGAAAAUAUUUUGGACCGAUUUAAAUUUCAAGAAAUGUUACGAUCAGCGAAUAGAAAUUUAUUCAACAUCGACUUUGAGGCGACUGCCCUCAGACCUGAUGGAGAUGUGGAACUGAGCAAAGAAGUCUCAUCGAAUUUCACCGUACCUCCAUGCCCGAAGUGUGGCUCUGGCAUUUUAAAACCAAAUGUCGUGUUCUACGGCGAGAAUUUGCCCAAAGGACGGAAGGAACAAGUUAAAAGAGAAAUUGAGAAGAGCGACGCAAUUUUAGUCCUAGGAACAACUCUGCAUACGAGAUCUGGUCGCGAUCACAUAGAACACGCUCACAAGCAGAGAAUGCCGAUUGCUUUAGUCAACAUUGGUCCUUCGUUUGGCGACAAUUUAGCGCAGUUUAAAAUUAAUGCCAGAUGCGGUGAAGUGAUGACGUUUCUAUCUCAUGAACUGAAUAAUAAUUUGUGAAUUAUUGAUACACAUUAAAAUUUUCAAAUGUUAUUACAGA